Messenger RNA from Myotis daubentonii (Daubenton's bat), 1645 nucleotides. It is a transcript of the gene PPM1N, whose product is annotated as protein phosphatase, Mg2+/Mn2+ dependent 1N (putative). Gene Ontology annotation, molecular function: protein serine/threonine phosphatase activity; manganese ion binding; magnesium ion binding. NCBI's taxonomy places the organism in Eukaryota, Metazoa, Chordata, Mammalia, Chiroptera, Vespertilionidae. Gene Ontology annotation, biological process: protein dephosphorylation. The record is from RefSeq and is a predicted model, not a curated record.
AUGUCGGGGCGGGCCUGCAGUGCAGAGGGUGAAGCCUUCCUGAUCCCAGGACUGAAGGGUGGUGGCCCUUGCCCGCCUGCGGAGCGUCUGCUCUGGCCAGCGCAAAAGGAGGAGGGGGCAGAGGAGGAGGAGGGGCGCAGGGCUCCCAACGGGCCUCGCCUCUUCCUCCUGGACGCCCCGCGAUGCGCUCAGCGGCCGCACGGGGGUGAGGCAGCCUCUUGGGGCCUGCGCUUCGGAGCGAGCGCAGCAGGUCGGCGCGCGCACAUGGAGGACGCGCAUUGCGCUUGGCUCGCGUUACCCGGGCUGCCCCAGGGCUGGGCUUUCUUUGCUGUCCUUGACGGCCAAGGCGGAGCGCGAGCAGCCCUCCUCGGCGCGCGCUACCUGCCCCGGCACAUGCUCUUGGCGUGGGACCCUGCGCCUGGCGAGCCAGAGGGCGUGUGCGGGGCGCUUCGCCUGGCUUUCUGGAGCGCAGACGCACGCCUGAGCUCGCUCUGGCCCCGCGGCGAACCACGCGGCUCUACCGCGGUGGUGUUACUCGUCUCCCCGCGCUUUCUGUACCUGGCACACUGCGGUGACUCUCGCGCGGUGCUGAGCCGCGCUGGAGCUGUUGCCUUCAGCACCGAGGGCCAUCGACCCCUCCGGCUCCGGGAACGCGAGCGUAUCCGUGCGCUUCUCUGCGCGCAGCUGUUGGAUACGUGCCUGUGCAAGGUCCUGGGGUGGGGCUUGGGGCGAGGAGGAGCUCUGCUUCCGAGAGCGUGGGGCCCCGCGCUGGGGCGUUCAAUCAUGUCCCACUGCUGUAUACUCUCUCUUCUCCACCUUCAGGGCGGCCCGGACAACAUGACCUGCAUCCUGGUCUGCUUACCCGGGGCGCCCCAGGUUGCGAGGAGGAAGGAGCUAGAGCUGGAUGCAGCCCUGGGCCGCAGGGUCGCGGCGCUGUGUUCCUCUGCCCAGGGGCCCCCCAGCCUGAGCAAGGUGUUCAGGACUCUGGCCUCUGAGGACAUCCCGGAUUUACCUCCUGGGGGAGGGCUGUACUGCAUGGCCGCUGUCAUCGCUGAAGCUUAUUCUCAGCUCUUCCAGGCCUCAGGGCAGCGCUGGGCGAAGGUGCAGAACAGGGCUGGGAAGGCCACUGGCACCCAUUCAAGCUCGGCCUUGGACUUCAGGCCUGACAGCUGUCGUCCUUAGGGGUCCCCCUGUUGUUCUUUGGGGCCCUAAGGGAACUUAGAAACCUCUCCUUCCUCAGCUACAAAGAACAGCGGAAGGAAGAAAAGCUGAUAGAGGAACCUCAAAAGGUUUAUUUCCCCUUCUCCUACUUCCCUCUCACAAAAAAGUCUUAUGAGAGGGGGAAUUCCACUCACCAUCUAGAUGGAAAACACACACCCCAAAACCAAAUGUUUAGAGCUGAACGGAUCCUGAAGGAUCACCCAGUUCAAUAACCGUCUCUCCCCUUUCCAUUUCUCAUCUGUUAUGGAGGAGCUAGGGGAGAUGUUAUUAUGAAAUUAGAAUUACAUAAUUCAAGAUACAUUUUUCUUAUAGAAAAAAAAAAACCACAGACACACCCCCCGCCCCCCAAACAUCAUUUGCCCAGUCAUUUGGCAAAUAUAUUGGGCACCUGCUCACAGCCAUCAGCCAGGGGGCCUCACUGAGA